CAACUCUGCAAAUGGAAGGUGGAAGUGUCAUUGAGCAAAUAUUGCUUAAUACAUAAAUGGCAGAAAAUGCCUUAACUGUGUUGAACAAGCUUGUCUUGUUUUGUUUGCUUCUAAUUCAGGUUUCCGUUGCUGAAAUCAUUUUUGAAGAGCGCUUUGAUGAUGGAUGGCAAAGUCGCUGGGUGAAAUCAGACUGGAAAAGCAGUGAAGGAAAAGCUGGUUCAUUCAAGCACACGGCUGGAAAAUGGGCUGGAGAUCCAGAUGAUAAAGGUAUCCAAACAUCUACUGAUGCCAAACACUUUGCUAUCUCUGCAAAGAUACCAGAAUUCAGCAACAAGAACAGAACAUUGGUCCUUCAGUAUUCUGUAAAAUUUGAGCAAGAAAUUGAGUGUGGUGGAGGUUACAUAAAGCUCCUCUCUGGAUUUGUGAAUCAAAAGAAGUUCGGUGGGGAUACGCCUUACAGUGUAAUGUUUGGACCAGACUUGUGUGGCACAGAUGUAAAGAAGCUCCAUCUCAUACUCUCCUACCAAGGUCAAAAUUACCCCGUAAAGAAGGACCUGCAAUGUGAAACUGACAAGCUAACUCACUUCUACACAUUCAUUCUAAGGCCAGAUGCCUCAUAUAGUGUCCUGGUUGAUAAUAGAGAGCGAGAUUCCGGAAGCAUGUAUACAGAUUGGGACAUUCUUCCUCCGCGAAAAAUCAAAGAUGUCAAGGCGAAAAAGCCUGCAGAUUGGGAUGACAAAGAAUACAUUGAAGACCCUAAUGAUGUCAAACCUAAGGGCUAUGAUUCAAUCCCAGCUGAAAUUCCUGACCCAAAUGCUAAAGAGCCUGAUAGUUGGGAUGAAGAUGAAGAUGGAAUAUGGAAAGCACCAAAGAUACCAAAUCCUGCAUACAAAGGACCGUGGAAAAGAAAGAAAAUCAAGAACCCUAACUACAAAGGGAAGUGGAAAGUCCAAUGGAAAGAUAAUCCAGAGUUUGAAGAUGACCCUGAUCUUUAUGUGCUUAAGCCUAUCAAGUAUGUUGGCAUCGAAGUUUGGCAGGUUAAAGGCGGUUCAGUUUUUGACAACUUUUUGAUUUGUGAUGAUCCUGAUUAUGCAAGAGAAGUUGUUGAUGAAGUUUUUGCCAACAGGGAGAUUGAAAAGGAGGCUUUUGAGGAAGAAGAGAAAAUUAGAAAAGCUAAAGAGGAGGAGGAGGCUCAAAGAGCAAGAGAAGAAGGUGAGAGGAGGAGGAAAGAGAGAGGCCAUGACCGACAUCACAGGGACAGACACAGAGACAGAUAUAGAAAGUAUCGUCGUGGUUAUGAUGAUCAUGAUGAACUAUGAUGGGAUAAAGAGUCCUUCUUUGUGAUAUGUUUUCGGGCUGGGAAGAAGUUGUUGACUGUUAUGAAUUAUGAUUAUGAUUAUGUUGAUAUUUAUGGGAUAAACGUGAACAUUGCACGGUGAAUCAAUGAAAAUUGAAAAUCAUUGGUGCCAUUGAAGUUAUUAUCCUGAUAAUCAAGUGUUUGGAUACUAAUUGGCUGUAAUGUGAACAUUUUCAUCUCAAUACUUAAUAAAAGUUUCAUCAACUUUUUGCCCGCUAA
Lotus japonicus is the source of this 1576-nucleotide messenger RNA. RefSeq names its product calreticulin-3-like. Gene Ontology annotation, molecular function: calcium ion binding. Lineage: Eukaryota; Viridiplantae; Streptophyta; Magnoliopsida; Fabales; Fabaceae. Gene Ontology annotation, cellular component: endoplasmic reticulum; endoplasmic reticulum membrane. Gene Ontology annotation, biological process: protein folding. The transcript is spliced from 14 exons. Bases 57 to 1319 code for a protein of 420 amino acids. The record is from RefSeq and is a predicted model, not a curated record.